CGCCUCGGGGCGGAGCGAGCACGCGGAGACAAGCUGCGGCCCACGGCGGUAGUCAGGAGUGACGCUCCCCGGCAGCAUGGCUCGAAAGCACCCUGCAGGCAGGAGGCAGCGGGGGCGCGGCCCGGAAGCCAAGGACAACAAAGCAGCCCGGCCUGAGGAGAGCGAGGCAGAUGACUUUGAAGAUGAGAAACAGAAACCCCCAAAGAAGUGCUUCCCCUCCAGAGUGUCCCGCGGGAAGAGGAAGAGAGGCUGCAGUGAUCCAGGAGACCCCACAGAUGGUGCAGCAAAAAAGAAAGUGGCCAAAGCCACUGCCAAAUCCAAGAAUCUCAAGGCCCCGAAGGAGGAAGCCCUCAGCGAUGGGGACGAUUUCAGGGACUCUCCAGGCGACUGCAAGAAGGCAAAGAAACAUGCAAAGACAGAGGUGGUGGACAAAGGCAGUGAUGAAGACGAGGACAGUGAGGAUGACUGGGAGGAGGUGGAAGAACUUACCGAGCCUAUGCUGGACAUGGGAGAAGAUUCUACCACCUCACAGUCUGUCCUGCCUGUGAAGGCUGUGGAAAUAGAAAUUGAAACACCGGAGCAGGCGAAGGCACGGAAGAGAAGUGAGAAGAUAAAGAUGGAGCUUGAGACGUACCUCCGGAGGAUGAUGAAGCGCUUCAAUAAAGAAGUUCAGGAGAACAUGCACAAGGUUCACCUGCUGUGCCUGCUGGCCAGUGGCUUCUAUCGAAACAGCAUCUGCCGCCAGCCAGAUCUGCUGGCCAUUGGCCUCUCCAUCAUCCCAACUCGCUUUACCAAGGUGCCACUUCAAAACAGGGACAUCUGCUUCCUCUCAAACUUGGUGAAGUGGUUCAUUGGAACCUUCACGUUCAAUGCGGACCUUUCAGCCAGUGAGCAGGACAGCCUGCAGACAACCUUGGAGAGAAGAAUCGCCAUUUACUCUGCAAGGGAUGAUGAGGAGUUGGUCCAUAUAUUUCUUCUGAUUCUUCGGGCUCUGCAGCUGCUCACCCGACUGGUGUUGUCUCUACAGCCCGUCCCACUGAAGUCAUCUGUGACAAAGGGGAAGAAGUCUUCCAUGGGGACAUCCUUAGAGAGUCCUGGAGGCUCUUCAGAUCCUUCCAGUAAUGUUCCAGAAAGCCCCAAGAGGCCCAAGACCAGCAGAAGAAUCAAAGAAGAGGACGCCUCUUCUGAGUGCCGUGCAAAGGCAGAUGGCCGAGGGAAGAGAAGCAAGGCCACUGCGGGCAGUGGGCAGCGGAGAAAGCCCUCCUGCAGCGAGGGAGAGGAAGCCAAGCCGAAAACCCAAAGCCGUGCACGGGCCCGGCAGCAGCGGGUGGCUGCCAAGGUGUCCUACAAAGAGGAGAGUGGGAGCGAUGAGGCAGGCAGCGGCUCUGACUUUGAACUCUCCAGUGGAGAGGGCCGGAAUUCCUCUGAUGAGGAUUGUGAGCCCGGCCCUCGAAAGCAGAAGAGGACUCCAGGUCCUCAGAGGACAAAGACCAGGUCUAAGAGUGCCACCAAGACCCAGUGUGAGCCGCCAAGCUUUCCAGCAGCAUCUUCAAGCUCUUCAGGCAGUAAGAGAGGCAGGAAGGUUUCCAGUGGUGGAGAAGAGACAGGAGCUAGGAAAGCUGCUGGUGUAGACCAGUGGUUGGAGGUGUUCUGUGAGUCGCAGGCCAAGUGGGUGUGUGUGGACUUUGUGCAUGGUGUGGUGGGCCAGCCUCUGACCUGUUACAAAUAUGCCACCAAACCCAUGACCUAUGUCAUAGGCAUUGACAAUGAUGGCUGGGUCCGAGAUGUCACUCAGAGGUAUGACCCAGCCUGGAUGACCACAACCCGAAAGUUACGGGUUGACGCUGAGUGGUGGGCUGAGACCUUGAGACCCUAUCAGAGUCCGCUUACGGAGAGGGAGAAGAAGGAAGACCAGGAGUUUCAGGCGAAGCACCUGGAUAAGCCUUUGCCCACCUCCAUCGGGACAUAUAAGAACCACCCCCUCUAUGCCCUGAAGCGCCACCUCUUGAAAUUCCAGGCCAUCUACCCUGAGACAGCUGCAGUCCUUGGAUAUUGCCGUGGAGAAGCUGUCUACUCCAGGGACUGUGUGCAUACUCUGCACUCCAGGGACACAUGGCUGAAGCAAGCAAGAGUGGUACGGCUUGGAGAAGUGCCCUACAAGAUGGUGAAAGGCUUCUCCAACCGUGCCCGGAAAGCCCGGCUUUCGGAGCCCCAGCUGCACGACUACAAUGACUUGGCCCUCUAUGGCCACUGGCAGACAGAGGAGUAUCAGCCCCCUGUGGCUGUAGAUGGGAAGGUACCGCGGAAUGAGUUUGGGAACGUGUAUCUCUUCCUGCCCAGCAUGAUGCCUAUCGGUUGUGUCCAGAUGCACCUGCCCAACCUGCACCGUGUGGCCCGCAAGCUGGGCAUCGACUGUGUGCAGGCCAUCACUGGCUUCGAUUUCCAUGGAGGCUACUGCCAUCCAGUAACUGAUGGCUACAUUGUCUGUGAGGAAUUCAAAGACGUGCUGCUGACUGCUUGGGAGAAUGAACAGGCCAUCAUUGAAAAGAAGGAGAAGGAGAAAAAGGAGAAGCGGGCGCUGGGGAACUGGAAGCUGCUGGUCAGAGGACUGCUCAUCAGAGAGAGGCUGCAGCUCCGAUAUGGGGCCAAGAGCGAGGCAGUAGCUCCCCAUGCAAAUGCAGGAGGCGGACUCUCUUCUGAUGAAGAGGAAGGGACCAGCUCACAAGCAGAAACAGCCAGAGUCCUGGCUGCCUCCUGGCCACAAAACCGAGAGGCUAAAGAAGAACAGAAGCCCGAGUACCGUAAGAUGACCCGGAAGAGGCGGGCAGCAGAGGCUUCACAUCUCUUCCCAUUUGAGAAGCUGUGAAGCGAGUGUCCACCAGGCCAGGUAGCAGUUCUUGUCUGCGGCUGGUGGUCUGGGGACUACAGGCCAAAUGGAAGUUGUGCUGCAGUUCGGUCUGACCCAUGGGGUAGUGCUGGAGCUACCCAGAACCCACCCCGGAAGUUGGAACACUUUCCUGGGAGAUACCUUCUGACUCCUGGACUUUGGUAUUUCCAUCUUUGGAAAUGUGAGUUUCUUUUAGAAGUCUUAUAUGUUGCCCCAGCUGGUUUCAAAUUCAAAAUCCCUGCCUUAUGCCACCAUGCCUUGUCUGGUUUUUUCUUUUAGUUUUUAAAUAGAAAUCCCUGGGAAAUUCUGGGUAUUGGAGCAUGUGGACACACCCUUCUUUAGUGCUGUUCAUACCGGGAUGCUUUGCUCUCCUCUCCUGCAGGCCCGGGGCAUUCGCUUUUCAGGCCUUCCUUUGCCCGAGUCAGGUUUUCAACACUGCCCGGUGCUCUUUUGUCAGGACACAGGCCAUCUCUUGUCAAGGCACUUUUGGGAUUGAUUUUAUAGUUGGCACAAGACUAGAACAAAGAGCUGGAUCAAGAAAGGGUAAACAAAUUGAGAAGUAUGAAAAUGUUAGUGAAAGAUUAGUUAGACUGUUUUAUUCAGUUCUGGAUACAUUUACUCUGUACUGAUACGUUUACUUAGCUGCUCUAUGCCAGCUACUCAGGAGAAAGCCCUUUUAUAAAAUCUUGACAGAAAAUAAAGCAUUCACCUAAAAGCA
Messenger RNA from Peromyscus californicus insignis, 3605 nucleotides. It is a transcript of the gene Xpc, whose product is annotated as XPC complex subunit, DNA damage recognition and repair factor. Bases 77 to 2866 code for a protein of 929 amino acids. Lineage: Eukaryota; Metazoa; Chordata; Mammalia; Rodentia; Cricetidae. Gene Ontology annotation, cellular component: nucleotide-excision repair factor 2 complex; cytoplasm; nucleus. Gene Ontology annotation, molecular function: damaged DNA binding; single-stranded DNA binding. The record is from RefSeq and is a predicted model, not a curated record. Gene Ontology annotation, biological process: mismatch repair; nucleotide-excision repair. The transcript is spliced from 16 exons.